Messenger RNA from Uranotaenia lowii, 1008 nucleotides. Its product is annotated as ficolin-2-like. The transcript is spliced from 2 exons. The record is from RefSeq and is a predicted model, not a curated record. Lineage: Eukaryota; Metazoa; Arthropoda; Insecta; Diptera; Culicidae. Bases 213 to 947 code for a protein of 244 amino acids.
AUCCUUGGUUUGAGGUAGUUUCAUUCAAAGUGACUCAAAUAUUCUUCAUCGCGCUCAUAAUCGUUCAACAAAUAAAUAAUAUCACAUUUUUUUCGGGUACAGUCCUUGUAAGCGAUCUUAUCAGUUUACUUUUUGCAUAAAGUUGGAAUCUUGUUGGGGUUUCGUCCAGCUGAUGCUGAUUCAAAAUUUUAGACUUGACUCGACUAUCCACAAUGAAAGUACUUCAUUUAACAGUGUCUUUGGUUGUGAUUUUGGUACCAGUGCAGGGGCUGGAUCAAGGGAUUCCCCGUUCAUGUGCCGAGGUUAAAUCGGCCACAUCUGGGGUGUACACGGUUCAACCGCAGUAUGGAUUCGGUAAGCCGAUUGAAGUUUAUUGUGACCAGAAGUACCAGGGUGGUGGCUGGGCCGUCAUUCAGAACCGGUUUGACGGUUCUACUGACUUCUACCGCGAUUGGAACUCCUACGCCAAUGGGUUUGGCGAUUGGCGCGGAGAGUUUUGGCUCGGACUUGAUCGGAUUCACGAGCUGACUUAUGCCCAAAAAAAUGAACUGCAUGUGGUGCUGGAGGACUUCGACGGUGUCAAGGCGGUUGCGAAAUACAGUGAGUUCCUGGUCGCAGGUCCAGCGGAUAGAUAUCGGCUAAGAAGUUUGGGCACAUUCUCUGGUGAUGCUGGAGAUUCACUUAGAUACUCGCUAACCGGCUUUUUCCAGACCUAUGAUAACGUUGUUGAUAAAAAUUUAAACUGUCCCGUCGUGUAUGAAGGUGCUUACUGGUACGGACAUAACGGAUGUUAUAAAAGCCACUUGAACGGAUUAUAUCUGAAAGGUGCCUCUUCACCCGAUUGGAAGAUGAUGUGCUGGGAAAAAUUUAGAGGACCAGGUUAUUCGCUUAAAGCCUCUCGAAUGAUGAUUCGUCCAAUUGAAGCGACGCACAUCGACCAUUUUUAGAAUAAGCUCAUUGACGGUAUAUCCUUUUACAAUAAUAAAUUCAACAAAGUUUUUUUUUUUU